Messenger RNA from Branchiostoma belcheri (Belcher's lancelet), 2847 nucleotides. RefSeq lists its product as uncharacterized. The record is from RefSeq and is a predicted model, not a curated record. The coding region runs from base 1 to 2847 and encodes 948 amino acids. Gene Ontology annotation, cellular component: membrane. Lineage: Eukaryota; Metazoa; Chordata; Leptocardii; Amphioxiformes; Branchiostomatidae. The transcript has 16 exons.
AUGUUGGGCUGUCCUGUUGACUUUGUUUCUGGCUCUGAUGACGUAACAAGGUGUGGCGCCGAUGUAUUAGCUGACUCAGGGGUUGUCCACACGGGCACUGACGCUGCUGUCAUAGACAUAGGCGCAGCUGAUUGUCAGACGGGAGGUGGAGUACCCUACCGAGGAACAGUCUCUGUGACAGAAUCAGGUAGGACGUGUCAGCGCUGGGACAGUCAGACGCCCCAUAAUCACCCCUACACAGCCGCUAAUUAUCCUGCCGCCGGACUGGAGCAGAACUACUGCCGGAACCCGGAGGACGGAAGCAGAGUGUGGUGCUACACUACGGACCCCUCCAAGAGAUGGGAGAACUGUGACGUACCAGUAUGUGUAUGUGGGGGUACGUUGACGUGUCCGCCUAGGGGCACCCUGACGUCACCAAACUAUCCAAACAACUACGGCAAUGGCUGGCGUUGCGAGUGGUGGUUGAUUGCACCGGAAGGAAGCACCAUUCGUCUCACCUUCGACCGUUUCCACCUUGAGGAACGCUACGACUUCUUCUACGUGUACGAUGGAGACGGUACUAGUGAUUGGAGAUUCAUCCAAAGGUUAACUGGUGAACUGUCAGUUGGCCCAAUCAACAGCACAUCAAACCGGAUGUUCCUAAGGUUUACAUCCGAUUUCAGUACCACGGAGAAAGGUUUUGCAUUAACCUACACAGAUGUUUCUUUUGCAACAUUGACUACACCAUCACCAACGACCAUGAUCUCCGUAGCUGUCGAGCAAUCGCCGUUUGAUUGUUUCUUCGAGUCCAACCUCUGCAACUGGACACAGUUUGUGGACGAUGAGUUUGACUGGACCAGACGACAGGGACCGACUGAUUCUAUGCACACAGGCCCAACAGUAGACCAUACCAUGGGAACAGACCAAGGCUGGUACAUGUACAUUGAAGCCUCCUCACCUCGGGUCACUAACGACAGCGCAGUGCUUCUGAGCACAGAUGUCCCGGCCAAUCAGGGCAAGUGUCUGCGGUUCUGGUACCACAUGUACGGCGCACAUGUCGGUGUCCUGAACGUGAAGCUGUACGCCAAUCACGUCUUCUCUCCACCUGUCUGGACGAGACAGGGAGCUCAGGGGGACGCAUGGCGUCUGGCUUACGUGGCUGUGACUGGUUCAGCUACUCAGUACCAGAUUGCUCUGGAGGGAAAAAUAGGUACUGGCCAUGAAGGUGACAUCGCAGUGGAUGACAUCAUUGUCACAAACGGGGCGUGUCCUGUUAUUGAUUGGUCCCAUACUUGCUACUUUGACCUUCCUGACAUCUGCGGUUUCACACAAGACGAGACUGACGACUUUGACUGGAAACAUGCUCACGGAACAACCGGUGCUACCAUCAUAGAGCACUCCACUGACAAUGGCGCUGAAACAACUGUUGGAACGUACAUGUACAUUGAGACAUCUUCACCGAGGCAGCCGGGUGACAUCGCUCGGCUCAUCAGCAGUCCCCUGCCCGACAAUGCCACCAGCUGCCUCCGGUUCUACUACCACAUGUACGGGGACGGUGUUGGUACGCUGAACGUGUACGGUAGGGAUAGAGAAGGCAACAUCCUGGACGGGACCAUGUGGAGCAAGUCGAAUGCCCAGAACAACCAAUGGCUGAAAGGUUACGUUCCGAUCCCACAACGAAGUCAAACCAUGCAGAUUGUGUUUGAAGGAGUCUGUGGCCACGGCCCCACAGGAGGCAUCGCCAUCGAUGAUGUCCAGUUACACCCAGGAGAUUGCUCCCUUUUUGUGACUCCCACUGCUACGCCCACGCCAUUCAACGGAGCAACGCAGAGCUCCACCUAUGUUCAUGGUCCUUAUGGGCCCUUGGGACCGGACCAUGCAGUGGAUGGAAUUUUUAUUACAAAUGUGGUAAACUGCACGCACACGCAGAAAGGUGAUUAUCCUCCGUGGUGGAAGGUGGACCUGGGAGGGUCCUACACGGUCAGCCAGGUCAGGGUACUCAACAGGGGUGACUGUUGUGGAGAACGGCUGCAAAACCUAAUGGUGCGAGUCGGUGAGAAUGAAAACUUCCUGCAGAACAGCCAGUGUGGAGAGACGUACACGGACACUCCGACGAACGGACAGACCAUACUGGUGUACUGUGACCCGCCGAUAUCCGGCCGUUAUGUCUCCAUACAGCUGGUGGAGGGAAGGGUUACUUUGACACUGUGCGAGGUGGAGGUCUAUGGUCCUGACCCGGUAGGCUUGUGGCCGUUAAACUUGCGAUACGGUACUUCAGACAUCACAGGAAACGGAAAUGACGCGGUAGCGUCAGGAGCCCAGCUAGCUUUCGGUCCGCAUGGCCUUGUCGACGACGCUUACCUGUUUUCAGGGAAUGCGUCUUCCUACAUCGACAUUCCCAACAAUGGCAACUUGGAUGUCCGCUUCUCCUUCACCAUACUGGCUCAUGUAUUUCCUACUGGCGAGGCUGGACCAAUUUUUGACUUCGUCCCGGGCAAUGCUGGAAGGGCGGUGGGUCUGUGGCAGACGUCCCCUAGAACAUUGUCCAUGUGGAUUGCAGGAAGGGAUGUGGAGUCUACAAGUAAUUUCUACGUGGACGUGCUGCAACAGAACGAUUGGAAUUACGUGGGCGGAACGUACGAUAGCAACACGGGAGUGGCAUCCCUUUGGUACAACGGUGAUCCAGUCAGUCAAAUACAAGUUGGAGUUGUGGAGGUAGCAAGUCAGUACUCUAUCCGGGUGGCUAAAAGAGACGGGGACAGUCGGAUAUUCGCAGGCAAAGUCGCUUGUCUACAGCUCUACAACUACGCGUUGACGAAGGAACAGAUUGUUGCAGCGCGGCAUACAUGUAGAGGUAAGCCGUACUAA